AUGGACUCUGAAAUCCCUCAAUACCUCUGCCGCCUGCUAAGCAGCAUACUCACACCAUCCAAAGCUAAAGCGAUCCCGCUGGACAACUACUUCAGGAUCCCAAAGCCGGCUAAGGCCCCGGACGGGUCUCCCAGGGACAUGCUAAAAGGAUUUCAAUCAAUGCGCAGUAAGCAGAUGGUACAAGCAGCCACCCGCGACGCUCCUUCACACCAUAUCGAAGGAGGAGACCUUACCUUCUUUAACAACCUGACGCGAUCCACCAUGUUCUGGUGGCAAUCCCUCCGUCCAGUAACCCAGCACUUGAGGCAUCACGAAGUGGUAUACCGCUGGGGUCCUGGCUGCAAGCUUACUGUGCUCCACGACGAAGAGAGUCCAGCUGCAGCACCAAUCGGAUGCGGGGAAACUCUUCAGGACACUGGGACUGUUUACCCCAGAGGCCCUACUGGCAAACACUCCAGGUGCGGACCCCCAACCAUCGACCCAGAUGUGGGAUGUGAGAAAUGUCCGACCCUUCUACCUGAAAGCCAGAACCGCGGCAGCGGGGUCAAACCUGGUCGGCACAUGAGACUCGUCUCCAGUACAGGGACAGUUCUAACCAACUGUCGGACGCUCACACCACUAUUAUAG
Molecule: messenger RNA, 627 nt
Organism: Pelobates cultripes (western spadefoot toad)
Lineage: Eukaryota; Metazoa; Chordata; Amphibia; Anura; Pelobatidae
Source: the annotation of a GenBank genome assembly